Molecule: messenger RNA, 2027 nt
Organism: Prosopis cineraria
Lineage: Eukaryota; Viridiplantae; Streptophyta; Magnoliopsida; Fabales; Fabaceae
Product: transcription factor ICE1-like
Exons: 4
Coding region: 152-1744 (530 amino acids)
Biological process (GO): regulation of DNA-templated transcription
Cellular component (GO): nucleus
Molecular function (GO): DNA-binding transcription factor activity; protein dimerization activity; sequence-specific DNA binding
Source: RefSeq, a predicted model, not a curated record
GUUCAUUUUCAUCACACAAGUAACGUUCGACAUCGAAUAUCCCUCCCUCCAUCCAAAUGCUCCCCUUCUCUAACACCUCAAGAUUCUCACCACCUUUCUCAUCGAAACACUCUCGCUCUUUCUUCUCUCCUCUGUCUCGCGCUCUCACGCAAUGGAGGGAGACAUGCCACCGAUAGUAAACAUCGUCCCUUGGAUGGAAGGGAAGGUUGAAGACGAAGCCUCUUGGACCAGAACUAACAACGACGGUGAACUCAAGGACGACGACAUUGUUUUGGGUGGCCCUCUAACCUCCUUCAAAUCCAUGCUCGAAGGUGACUGGUUCAUGAACUCCGCUAUCAAUUUAGCUCACCAAGACCUCCUCAGCCUCCCGAAUCCCCAAGAAAACACUGAUAUCGUCCUUUGUUCAAACCCAGCUCAUAGUUUUUUAGUACAGCCAGUGGAUUCGUCGUCUUCCUGUUCACCAUCAUUCACUCUUGACCCAUCGCAGUCACAGCACUUUUUACAGCCGAAAUCUUGUUUCCCUUCCAUCCUCAAUGUCAUUUGCGACAACCCUUUUGACAAUGGCUUCGAUUUGAGCUCUGACGGUGGGUUCCUUGGUCCGUUCCGGGGAAUUCAUUCUUCGAAUUCCCCUGUUUUGUCGGAUUUCUCGGGCUUGGAUACUCAUUCCCAGAUGGGCAGUCACGAACUGAGCUCAAACUCUGAGUUUCUAGCUACUCGGCUGCUGCCAGCAGCUGACAAUGCCGUCUCGUUAGGUGGCGGAUUUUGUCCGGCGGGUUUAGGAGGGUUUGAUAAUCCGGGAGGUGCUCUGUUGUUGAACCGGUCUAAGGUUUUGCGACCUCUUGAAGUUUCCCCUCCAGUGGGUGCGGCACCGACUCUCUUUCAGAAGCGAGCAGCGCUCCGCAAUAGUUCACAUGGAAUUGAUAGAUUGGGAACUUUGGAGAUUUCAGCGUCGAGAUUUGAAAAUUAUUCAACAAGGUUGGAGAACAUGGAGAGGAAGAGAAAGGGAGUCGUAGAAGAGGAAGCUGCCAUCGACGCAUCAGGGCUGAACUAUGAUUCUGAUGAGCUUAAUGAGAAUGGUAAAAUAGAGGUGGAUGCUUAUAAUGUGGGGAGCAACUAUAAUGCCAAUAGUUCUGUCAGUGGUGGAGACCAGAAGGGGAAGAAAAAAGGGCAACCAGCCAAAAAUCUGAUGGCUGAAAGGCGGCGAAGAAAGAAACUAAAUGAUAGGUUGUACAUGCUGAGAUCAGUUGUGCCGAAGAUUAGCAAGAUGGAUAGGGCUUCGAUACUCGGGGAUGCGAUUGACUACUUGAAGGAGCUGCUGCAGCGGAUUAAUAAUCUUCACAACGAGCUGGAGUCAACUCCGCCUGGCUCAUUGCCACCAUCUUCUACAAGCUUUCACCCUUUGACACCCACUCCACCAACACUCCCCUGUCGGAUCAAGGAAGAGCUUUGCCCUAGCUCCUUGCCAAGUCCCAAAAACCAAGCUGCAAGGGUGGAGGUUCGAGUGAGGGAAGGGAGAGCUGUCAACAUCCAUAUGUUUUGUGCCCGCAGGCCAGGUCUUCUGCUUUCCACCAUGAAGGCUUUGGACAACCUUGGUCUAGAUGUGCAGCAGGCCGUUAUAAGCUGUUUCAAUGGCUUUGCUUUAGACGUGUUCAGAGCUGAGCAUUGCAGAGAAGGGCUUGACGUGGUCCCUGAGCAAAUCAAAGCAGUUCUGUUGGAUUCAGCCGGUUUCCAUGGUAUGAUAUGAGCGAAGUAUUUGACAAAUGCUGCUACUACUACCAGCAGAAGCACUAACUGUAGUUAGUAGUCAGUGAUUAGAAGUUACCGUACCUCAAACAGUUAGUUUGUAAAUGUGAUUGCUUCACAUGGCCAUGGAAAGGCAUGUCUAGGUCAAUAUCAACUAGGUUAGCCGACAUCUUUAGGCUAAGGACUGACCCCUGGUAUUUUUCUCAGCCAACUUUACUGCCAGAGCAGACUAAUGUUGCUAUCUUGAAUUAUGGAAUAAAAGAUUCUUACUUAUUUUCAAUUUA